Molecule: messenger RNA, 3314 nt
Organism: Amphiprion ocellaris (clown anemonefish)
Lineage: Eukaryota; Metazoa; Chordata; Actinopteri; Pomacentridae
Product: thyrotropin-releasing hormone receptor
Exons: 3
Coding region: 183-1355 (390 amino acids)
Biological process (GO): phospholipase C-activating G protein-coupled receptor signaling pathway
Cellular component (GO): membrane
Molecular function (GO): thyrotropin-releasing hormone receptor activity
Source: RefSeq, a predicted model, not a curated record
GGGAGAGAGAGACAGAUGUGGAGGACGAGAGCGGCUCUGGAGGAGGACUGAGCAGUAAUCAUUGUUUCUUGGCUGACUGCACCUGAGCGCUGCUACGGUGCCAGAGUGAGAGCUGCCUUCUGCAAAUUAUGGAUUGUCAUAUGUGCCCCUGAAGAUUAACUGAAUUGUUGGACUUGAACAAGAUGGAGAACAAUACGACCAUCUUUCAGGAUGUCACCCAGGUUGUAAAUCUGACACAAAUACCUCUGAACCCACUUGAAGAACAAGUCAUAACAAUAUUUUUGACAAUGCUCAUUUGUGGAGUGGGGAUUGCUGGGAACAUCAUGGUGGUGCUGGUUGUACUGCGCACUAAGCACAUGGUGACCCCGACUAACUGUUACCUCGUCAGCUUGGCUGUGGCAGACCUCAUUGUGCUGCUGGCUGCAGGCCUCCCCAACAUCUCUGAUGUUGUAGCCUACUGGAUAUACGGCUACACGGGAUGCUUGUGUAUUACUUAUCUCCAGUACCUCGGCAUCAACGUGUCAUCCUGCUCCAUCACAGCGUUCACCAUCGAACGAUACAUCGCUAUUUGUCACUCCAUAAAGGCACAGUUCAUAUGCACUGUCUCCAGGGCCAAGAGGAUCAUAGCUGCAGUAUGGAUCUUCACCUCGCUCUACUGUACCAUGUGGUUCUUUUUAGUGGACACAAAUGAAACUGUCUACACCAACGGGGUGGUGGUCACCUGUGGCUACCGUGUGUCCAGGAGCCUCUACAUGCCCAUCUAUUUCCUGGAUUUCACUCUGUUUUACGUGAUCCCUCUCAUUGUGGCCACUGUGCUAUAUUGGCUCAUUGCAAGGAUUUUGUUCAUGAGUCCGUUGCCGUCACACCUGAACGACCGAGCCGGAGGAGGGUCAGUUCACCAGGGUCCCUCCAGCAGCACCGGCAAGACCAACAAGGGAGCAGUCUCUGCAAGAAAACAGAUAACAAAGAUGCUGGCUGUGGUGGUGGUCCUCUUUGCCUUGCUCUGGAUGCCAUACCGAACGCUGGUGGUGGUCAACUCCAUGAUUGACCCGCCUUACCACAACAGCUGGUUCCUGCUCUUCUGCCGGAUGUGCAUCUACACCAACAGUGCCAUCAACCCCAUCGUCUAUAACCUCAUGUCUCAGAAGUUUCGCGUUGCGUUCAAAAAGCUCUGCAAGUGCAGCUGGCGACACAAAGAGGCCGAGUACAAUGUGCCGAUGUAUUACAGCGUGAUGAAGAACUCGACCAGCAACGAGCCAGUCACAGAGCAGGAGGAGGUCAGCAGCCACACCGCCAACAGGUUCACUUCGUCUCCAGCAGAUGAUGACGCAAGCACACUCAACAUUUCUAAAUGAAAACUUUGGUUUGUUCAGGUCACUAGAAAAUUUUUUUUAAAACGUGUGCAUGAUGAUUUAUUUAUGAAAAUCCUCAAUUUUAAUGUCUAGGUUUUGUUUUAAAAAGUACUGACUAGAUUAGAUUUUCUUCUUGAUAACUGUGAAGCAAGUUUUAUAUGUGGUGUUGUACUUGUGGUACUUUUGCAUCAGUAUUGUAACUACACUAUAAAUAGAGUACAGUCUGUCAGCCCAAGCUUUAGUGUACUUUAAACUACUCAGUGGGUCAUUGUGGUAUUACAAAGGCUACAGUGUUACAUAAAAUUUGUAGUUUUUUCAAAUGCAUUUGGAAGUUAUGUACUCACCAUUUCAGUGCACAGUGAGAAUAACCAGGAUUGACAAACAUUUACAUUUUUUAUGCAUGUGUUGCUGUUGCUUCAAAUGCAUAUUUUAAGUUUUAGCUGGAGGUAAAGUUCAGACUUUUUGUCAGCUACUUUUUUCAAAAGCCAUUUCCAUGCUAGCAAAUCCUGUUUUGUCUCUCUCCAUAACAAGUGUGCUUGUGCUGUGCUUUUCAUUCUUGAAGGGUCCUCUGCACUCAGAUGUACCACACUUUUUAACAGCACUGAUGAUACACACAACACAUUUUAUCCUCGUUUUUUGAGCACUAAAGUAAUGCCAAAGUCCUUAUAGGCAAGUCUCGCCACUCGAGAGCCAUCAUGGUAACGCCCACAAGCAGUUAUUUUGAACGAACAAUACCAGGUCUCUAUCUAAAUGAAUGAAGGCGGGAGUUAUAACUGUAAUUUUAUUGGUCAUUUGGACAACAAAAUAUCAUGUAUACAAUCAACAGUUAAAUCUGAUAAAGUUUGCCUGUGACUUUACCCUACAAUUAAGUGUUAAAAGCAUUUCAUUGCUUCGUGAUACCACAGUUCUGUCAAUGCAACAAAUUGUUGGAUUUUCCUGGUUUGGCUGUUACAAAGUGGACAAUUGGCUUUUUGGAGAGAUGAAUGUCAUAUAACCACCAUCUCUGGCACUACACAAUUCUCACAUAGAUUUCUGUUCAGGAUUAUUUAAGUUAGAAUCACCUAGGUGUGACCAAAGUGUGUUCAAAGCUAAUCAGCUUCUCCUGCUGAAAGGUAGCUUUAAUUUCGAAAGUCAGCUGUUUUUACUACUUAAACUACAUAACUUUAAGCCUUGACACAGCCUUGGUUCACCUUUUCACAAACAUUACCUGGUUAGACCUACUGUUUGAACUUAACUGACUUGUUAUUUUAGUCUCCUUAUAGACUUACCACAUAUGACCACUUCCACCAUUACUGCUUUUAAUUGAAUUCACAUGUAACUCACAGAUUAGCUCCACUUAAUUUCAACAUCACUAAAUUAGCUAGAAUUAUUGAAAACAUCUGUGUGGUGUAUGUGGCCUUCUGUGUUUCAAGUCUCAGUCUGGAGCAGAUAAAAUGUUUUGCAUCAUGUCACAACUACCUCCUCAUCCUUCCACUGAAACUAUGUCUGACUCCGCAAGAACUCAUGUGCAGAACAACCUUGAAUCAUCGGGUUUCCAGUGUGGGUGUUAAGAUGUAAUCAGCAUGAAAUACAUCUGCCAAGUCAGAGAAUGAAAAUAGAGUUGUCAUUUUAGCCACGGGUAAAGCACAACAAAUCUGACAGCAGACACGCUAAUGAAAAAAAAAUGUGAUGCUAAUUGUCGUCAACAAGUUUGCAUCGCCCUCGUCUUGCUUCUGCCCUGCCUCUGCAUCUUAACGCAUCCAGCAUCCUACUUGUCAACCUUGUAUAGAAAACACCAAUAUGAGCUCCAUGUAUAAAACACUUACACAGUCUGUUUAAUAUAUUUAUCUUUUCUGUACUUCACAUUUUGUGAACAGACUCAUGGUUUCCUAUGGUAUUUCCAGAUCCUUUUACAUCCCUAAAUGUAUAUAAUCUCUAUUUAUGACAGUUUUGUGUGCUGAAUUAAAAUACAUAUUGACAACA